UUUUGAUUUCUCUUCGCCAUAGCUCUCUCUCAUAAGGAUUAUCCCUCUCCACGGCAGGCUGCCAACCGAAGCAAAGCAAGAUGAGGCCUUACUCCUUCCUCCUCCUCCUCCUCCUCUUCCUUCUCCUUGACUCAGCAGCCUGUGACGACGUCAAGUACAUCUCCAAGAGGAACUCAGUGGACGGUUGCAUCGACUGGUCGGUGGACCUGAAGCGGUACCGGGUCCUGUCCGGCGAGCCCGUCCGGGUCAAGUGUGCCUUGUUCUACAGCUACAUCCGCACCAACUACACCAUGGCCACCAACGCCAAGCUGAGGCUCAUCUGGUACAAGAACAAGGGGGACUCUGAGGAACCCAUCAUCUUCUCGGGCCAUCGGCUGAGUAAGGAGGACGACUCCAUUUGGUUCAGAUCCGCCGAGCUGGAGGACAACGGCUUCUACACCUGCGUCCUCAGGAACUCGACGUACUGCAUGAAGGUGUCCAUGUCCAUGACGGUGGUGGACAGCGACGAGGGACGGUGUUUCAGCAGCCAGAUCCGCCACCUGGAGAAGGCGGAGAUCACGCGCAGCAAGAUGAUCACCUGCCCGGACAUCAAGGACUACAUGGCGCCCUUCAAGCAGCCCACCAUGACCUGGUACAAGGAGUGUGAGCGGGUGGAGUGGCGCAGCGCCAUGGUGGUCAACACCACCCACGUCUGGAUCCCGGAGGUGGAGGAGAACGAUGGGGGCAACUACACCUGUGAGCUCCAGUACGGCUCCAGGCUAGUGCGCAGGACCACCCAGCUGAAGGUCACAGCUCCUAUAGACCCGUCCUAG
Messenger RNA from Gadus chalcogrammus (walleye pollock), 812 nucleotides. RefSeq names its product X-linked interleukin-1 receptor accessory protein-like 2. NCBI's taxonomy places the organism in Eukaryota, Metazoa, Chordata, Actinopteri, Gadiformes, Gadidae. The record is from RefSeq and is a predicted model, not a curated record. The coding region runs from base 81 to 812 and encodes 243 amino acids. The transcript has 7 exons.